This is a messenger RNA of Trichomonas vaginalis G3, 1017 nucleotides long. RefSeq names its product vesicle-mediated transport. The record is from RefSeq and is a predicted model, not a curated record. The transcript has a single exon. Gene Ontology annotation, cellular component: endoplasmic reticulum; COPII-coated ER to Golgi transport vesicle. Lineage: Eukaryota; Parabasalia; Trichomonadida; Trichomonadidae. The coding region runs from base 1 to 1017 and encodes 338 amino acids.
AUGUAUUACAUUUCUCAGGCAAUGUCUUUCCUAUCAACUUUCCUUAUUUUUGCUCAAAUAAUUUUAAUGGUAACUCCAAAAAUUCACAGAGAUCUUUCUACUGAUCAUAUUUACUCUCUCAGAACAGAUUUAGUUAAUGUCUCGCUAAAUUUUCUUAUCAAUCAGCCAUGCGAAGUCCUACAUCUUGACAUUUUAGAUUCAAUUGGUCAUAAGCAGCUUUUAGUUAACGAUACACUCAAAUGGAGAAGGGUAAAUCAAGAAAAAGGAUUUAUGGAACUCUACAACAAGAAAAAACAAUGUCAUUCUUGCUAUGAUUUUUAUGAUAACAGAUUCUGUUGCAACGGCUGCGAAAAGCUCAAAGAAAUUUACCACUCUAACAACAAAACAGCCACCCCUGAAAAUUGGACUCAAUGCAAGCCAGAAAACAAACAAAAAUUUGAUCCGAACGAAAAGUGCCAUGUAAAAGGUAAAAUCAGUGUUAACAGAGUUCCUGGCAGCUUCCACCUUGCCAUCGGCCAGAGCAUUGAAGACUACGGCCAUCAGCACAUUUUAUUAGACGAUUAUCAGACAAUAACCUUCGACCACGACAUUAUCGACCUCCGAUUUGGUGCCAACAUCCCUAUGACCUCCCAUCCUCUCCGCGGGACCCAUAUUAAAUCAACAGGGGAGCCUCUUGCAACAGAAUACAAUUUAAUUAUCACUCCGAUCGUUUUCUACGCCGAUGGACAGUACAUCGAGAAGGGAUUCGAGUACGUCUACUUCUACUCCAUGACUUACCAUCUAGUUCCGGGAAUCUACUUCUAUUAUUCUUUCACACCGUAUACAAUCGCUGUUACGUGGCAGAGCCGCAGCUUCAGGUCAUUCCUCAUCUCGACUGGAGGGCUUCUGUCCGGAAUUUACGCGAUUUUCUCAAUGGUUUCCACAUUUUUGGAAAAAUCUGACCAGAAGAAGAAAAAGGUAGAGACAAAGGCUGAGGCUGUCGCAGAAAAGCCGGAGCAAAAAGUUGCUGCAAAUUAA